CUGGCCUGACUAGCAGAUCGGAUCCGGGUGGGUAUAUGAAGUGAGUUCUGACUAGCAGAUCGGAUUGGAGUGAGUAUACGAAGUGAGUUCUGAGUGUGAGGACUGGAAUGUAAAGACGCCUGGCUGGAGGGAGAGGAGGGCGGGGGACCGAGCAGAAGGAGGCAUUCGGGACUGGGGAAGUGCUGGGUGGUGGUGGGGGUUAGCGUGGGAGGAAGGGAGACUGGCUGUCUGAGCGACACAGAGGGAUAAAGAAAGGGAGGUGAGAAGGAAAGGGGAACUGGAAGGGAAGGCCAGUGGGAGGAAGCCGAGAGAAGGAGGCUGAAAAAAAAAUAGAAAGAAAGAAAAGCAGAGACUGUAGAAGGCAGGAGAGAGGCAGAGAAGAAAAUGGGGGUUGAGGGUCACAGAGUGACCCCGUAGGAUGGGGUUUCUGGAACCCAGAGACUUCUGAGGUCGGAGACUGAUUACUCCCCGGGAGAGUCCGGCUCCAGUGGCCAGUUUGGCAGGGACAAAGUGAAAUGGACAGUGUGAGACAGAUAUCGCAGCCAUCUCUCCAGCACCCAGAGAUUUGGAAUCCGCUCUCAGGCCAAGUACAGUUUCCUAGCUGGAGCUUCAGAGCGCUCAGAACCCGCGGGAGCCAAGCCGGAGAGCGCCGGUGAGCUGCUCCUCCCAGAUGCCUUCGCCAGAGCAGUAAGAACUUCCCGCUCCCGUCCCUGGAUCCCCUCCCUCUGAAACUCCUCAGAAAAGGAGGAAGACCCUAGGGGGAGGGGCAAGGGAGAUCCCCUUGCAGCUUUCCCCCCACCUCCCUUCCCCCAUCCCACGGGGCGCGCAGGCAGGCAUGGAUACGCUCAGUGUUGGCCAGGGCAACAACACCACGUCGUCCCGGGAGCCCUUCGGGACCCGCGGCAACGAUACGGGCAUCUCCGACGUGACCUUCAGCUACCAAGUCAUCACCUCUCUGCUGCUGGGCACCCUCAUUUUCUGCGCGGUGCUCGGCAAUGCCUGCGUGGUCGCUGCCAUCGCCCUGGAGCGCUCCCUCCAGAACGUGGCCAACUAUCUCAUCGGCUCCCUGGCGGUCACCGACCUCAUGGUGUCAGUGCUGGUGCUGCCCAUGGCUGCUCUGUACCAGGUGCUCAACAAGUGGACCCUGGGCCAGGUCACCUGCGACCUGUUUAUCGCCCUGGAUGUGCUGUGCUGCACCUCAUCCAUCCUGCACCUGUGCGCGAUCGCGCUAGACAGGUACUGGGCGAUCACCGACCCCAUAGACUACGUGAACAAGAGGACGCCCCGGCGUGCCGCUGCGCUGAUCUCACUCACUUGGCUCAUUGGCUUUCUCAUCUCCAUCCCGCCCAUGCUGGGCUGGCGCACCCCGGAAGACCGCUCGGACCCCGACGCGUGCACCAUCAGCAAGGACCAUGGCUACACCAUCUACUCCACUUUCGGCGCUUUCUAUAUCCCGCUGUUGCUCAUGCUGGUUCUCUACGGGCGCAUCUUCAGGGCCGCGCGCUUCCGGAUCCGCAAGACCGUCAAGAAGGUGGAAAAGAAGGGAGCAGGCACCAGCCUGGGAACGUCGUCGGCUCCGCCCCCCAAGAAGAGUCUGAACGGACAGCCAGGUAGUGGGGACUGGAGGCGCGGUGCUGAAAACAGGGCAGCGGGGGCUCCGUGCGCUAACGGCGCGGUGAGGCAGGGUGACGAGGACGCCACCCUGGAGGUGAUCGAGGUGCACCGAGUGGGCAACUCCAAAGAGCACUUGCCUCUGCCCAGCGAGUCGGGGGCUCCCUCCUAUGCCUCCGCCUGCCUAGAGAGAAAAAAUGAGCGCAACGCUGAGGCAAAGCGCAAAAUGGCCCUGGCCCGCGAGAGGAAGACAGUGAAGACGUUGGGCAUCAUCAUGGGCACCUUCAUCCUCUGCUGGCUGCCGUUUUUUAUCGUGGCCCUGGUCCUGCCUUUCUGCGAGAGCAGCUGCCACAUGCCUGCCUUGUUGGGUGCCAUAAUUAAUUGGCUGGGCUACUCCAACUCUCUUCUCAACCCCGUUAUUUAUGCUUACUUCAACAAGGACUUUCAAAACGCGUUUAAGAAGAUCAUUAAGUGCAAGUUCUGCCGCCGAUGAUGAUGAUGGUGGUGGUGGUGGUGGUGAUGGUAAUAGUGGUGGUGAUGGAAAAGGAGGAAGAGGAGGCUGAAGAGUAUAGGGGUUCCAGGACCCUCCCCAUUCACUCAGUACCCCCUCCUUGGAAGAAACACCUAAGAGAACUUGCUUUUCCUAGGACACGCAGCUUCUUGGCCCAUGGCUUUCAGAUAAUGCUUUUCCCCUCUUUAUUCUAUUUCAAGGGGACAGUGCUCUUUGCAGAAAUCAUAGAGAACCCCUAGAGUCUGUGUGAAAAGUUACUGGCUCCGUCUUUGACCCUAGGAUCAGUUUUUAUAGUUGCAAUAACCUCUUCCCUAUUCGAAAUCCCAAUUCUUCACGAUGGAAGAUUAAAUCUCAGUGAUUCAAGGCAGAAAAUGUAAGCUGUAUGGCAUCUGUCACUCAAAUUAGAACUGUCAGCUUUUGCCCUAGUCUGGAGGUUCAAGACUGCUCUGUCCUUCUCCGCUCUCUCUUUAAUUGGGUGUCAGUCUUCUCUGUUGAGUCUGAUCUCCAUUCACUCAUUGCUGGUCCGGAAAAGCAGUUGGACUACUUUGGCCUAAGGCACCCUGGAAAUCCCUGCCUUGUAGGGUAGCAAAAUACCCUUCUUCCCCGGUGCACAAUGCCCACGUUCUGUGUUUUUUUGAACUCAAAAUCAAGUGGCAAAAGUGUCUGUUGGAGUGGAGUGGGCCUGGCCCAUGGGGAAGAGCCAGGAAGGCCUGUAGCUGGUUUCCUGUCGUGGUGUCAGCACUCACCAAAGAAAUUGACAAUCAGACUAUUCGGAAGGCAGACUUUCAUCCCUCUAGUUUGUUGGCCUUUCUGUACGUUCUGGCAAAGCCAGGUGUCUGCUGCGGGAGGCGCCCACUGCUGGCCAGGGAGGGCGCGCUGGGGACGCUGAGAUGCACAGGACGGCGCGCCCCACACUAGGCUUGGUUCUUAGCGGCAGGCUCCUCCGCUAAAGCCUCUUGGCGCCUCGGGUUUGCAGCGCUCAGGUUCCUCUGCCUCACCUCGCCAACAGCGUCCCGGAACUGACCAAGAAGUUGAGAGUUUGUACAAGAGAAGAGAGAGCCAGAAACCUCUAAGGAAGUGUGGGUGUGGGGCAUACAGGGGAGGCAAAGAGCAAAAAAUGCUCCUAAGUGCUUCCAACUCCAGAGGCGUGUCCUGGGGAGCCUAAAAGCGCAAUUUUAACCAUAGGAUGCAAAUUUUCUCUAUUCAACCCCUUCUCUCUUCCGACUGAGGACUACAGCUUUGUUUAGCAUAUCCUAAUAAUGUCUGGAUUCGUUCAUUCAGGUCGCACACAAAAUGAGCAGAACUCUGGGCUCUCAUUGCUAAGGGUCUCAACACCUCACGGAUCCUCAGGAGCUUGAUCCCAGAGACAGAUAACUAAAGGAGCGGAGACCUCAGUGGAACGGUUAGAGGUCGCUCUCUGUGCAGAAUCUAGAGGAUUCAUUUAUUCCAGGCUUUUGUGACCCAGAGUUCUGAGGAGAAAACCGGUUUUAAUUCCUUUCAAUUUGUAGAGCUUCCCUCCCACCCUAGGCAUUCUUCCUCUGCCUUUAGUUUUGCUACCCCAGAAAGGUAAUUUAUUUUGGUGCUUCAUUUGAAUGUACAUUUCCAGCUAUGCGAGAGGGCAUCGCGAGGUUUGUGUUACACCCGAACCUCAAAUUUUCUGUUGAAUAAUGGUUUCAUUUUCCAGCAAUUACACGGAGUUUUCUCUCUUCCCCUUCCCUUCAACUGUAUCUUUCCAAGGUCUGCACCUGCUGUUUUGAAAACCGUGCUGCAUCUGCUUAUUGCCAAAGUUGCUAGUACAAUGCCCCCACCGCCCUCGUGUUCAUCAACAGGGCGAAAGGACUGCUCUGUCACAUGAAGCCAUUGUUCUGUUUGCCAAACCGAAGGAAGCCUCUAUUUGGUGUCAUUCGCUCUGCCCUGAAGUGGGAAUGAUUAUCAUCUCCCACUGUAGUAGAGCCAUUUCAGACUUUAAGCCUGUAGGGCGUCUGCAUGUGAGAGCCUAACGGGAGAAGAUAAAACACUGCGUUUCUCUAGUACAAAUAGUACUUGUUUGCAAACUUAGCGUUGCUUUUUGCUCUCCCAAAUUAAGUAGAGCUAGAUGACCAAACUAUUUUUUUUCUGUAUGUUUCACUAUUUUUAGAACAGAUUCUUAUUUGAAAUAAAUCUACCCCCAAAUUUCAGAUGUCACAUCGGAGACCAAGACUUCUAACUUCUAUUUAUUUGUAUUUUCUUUCCAUAGGAAUGUUUAACUAUGAUGGGGGAAGGGGCAUUAGUCCUGCUAUUUUGAGAAAGAGACUUUAAAUAAGACUGGAAAGGGCCACCCAAUUGGACUACAAUUGCAAAGUAAUAGAGAAAUCAGAGAAAUAAGUGCAAUGUGUCACACAGCUCUGAAGAAGCCUGAUGCUUGUUUUAUUUUAAGAUAUUUGUAUUAAGGUGAAAUAUUCAUGCAUAAAAAUUGGCCUUCACUCUUCCUUGUGACAAUAAAGGAAUUUAAUAAGGCAAUGCUAUAAUAAACUAAG
This is a messenger RNA of Psammomys obesus (fat sand rat), 4638 nucleotides long. RefSeq names its product 5-hydroxytryptamine receptor 1A (gene Htr1a). Gene Ontology annotation, cellular component: plasma membrane. Lineage: Eukaryota; Metazoa; Chordata; Mammalia; Rodentia; Muridae. Gene Ontology annotation, biological process: regulation of hormone secretion; regulation of behavior; regulation of vasoconstriction. The transcript has a single exon. Gene Ontology annotation, molecular function: G protein-coupled serotonin receptor activity. The record is from RefSeq and is a predicted model, not a curated record. The coding region runs from base 836 to 2104 and encodes 422 amino acids.